AUGGCAUACGAUGCAGAAGCUGACGUCGUGAAAUUGAAUUUUGAGGUACCUCGAGCGUUGGAAACCAAGCCGGGUGAUUACUACUUCCUUCAUCAGCCUCUCAGAGCGAAGGGCUGGGAGAAUCAUCCGUUCACUGUCUGUUCUUGGGGACCUGGAUCUACACCGCAUGAAGACGAAUCCUUGACGCCCAGUCGCUCCCACAGGUUUAGAAGCGACUCCCAACUGCCACUUCUCAUCACAACUGUGUCCCAGAAUUUGGGUCAUGAGUGGGGUCUCGACGAUGGACACAUUUUAGAGACAACGAGGCUGACUUUCUGGAUUCGUCCUUAUGACGGCUGGACUCGUCAAUUACGUCGCCAGUGUCUUCGUGACCAGAAAUCUCCAUCUACACCUUUCAUUCUGCUGGAGGGCCCCUAUGGUCAUUCGCUGCCACUCUGGGAUUACGAUUCGGUGCUUAUGGUCGUGGGGGGCACUGGGAUUGCCGCCGCUCUACCGUACCUUCAGGACCACCUCCGCCGAUCACUCAACCACCGAUCAGCAGACAGCAAACAAAAAUUACGUACCAAAAGCGUUGAAUUGAUCUGGGUGGCAAAGCAAGCGACCUUUCAGCAAGAUGUUGUCAAUCGUGAUUUACAGCCAUUCCUUCAUCGGGAUGAUUUUCGUGCAUCCCUCUACUGCACAGACACAGACUAUAGAGUGCUCACCGAAGACCAAAAUAGAAUCACGAUGUCUGCUGGUCGGCCCAGUAUCUCAUCAGUCAUCUCCGAUCGAGCCACUGAUCCCUUAAUCGCAGGAUUGAGAAUUGCAAUCUUCGUCUGCGGGCCGGUACAAAUGUGCGAUGAAGCCCGCAUGGCGACUCGUGCUGCAAUGGAACACGGGCACAAGGAUCUGCAAUACUUCGAAGACAGUUUCACAUGGUGA
Messenger RNA from Penicillium diatomitis, 921 nucleotides. RefSeq names its product NADPH oxidase family protein. Gene Ontology annotation, molecular function: ferric-chelate reductase activity. Gene Ontology annotation, biological process: intracellular iron ion homeostasis; copper ion import; iron ion transport. Bases 1 to 921 code for a protein of 306 amino acids. Gene Ontology annotation, cellular component: plasma membrane. The record is from RefSeq and is a predicted model, not a curated record. Lineage: Eukaryota; Fungi; Ascomycota; Eurotiomycetes; Eurotiales; Aspergillaceae. The transcript has a single exon.